AUGAGGCAGGCGUCCUUCUUCGAGGACAAGCACGUGCUAUCCCUCGGGUUUGGUUACAUGGUGGUCCUGGGGCUGGGCCUCUUCUUCUCCGUUUUCACGGCUGCUCUGGUUCAACACGGCAGGGCGAAGUUUCAAAACGGGGCUCAUCGCCAGUGUUAUUGUGUCCCAGGGAUCAGCGGCCCUUUCUGGUAUGCGUCUGGUGCUACAGUUCAGGUGCUGCUCUUUGGUGUGAUGGCCAUUGAAAUCAAAAGGAAGGCGCCAACAGCGCACACCAUCUGCGAAGUCGUCAGGGCCAGGGCUGAGUCCACCUGGAUCGCCGUAAAAACUGCAUCCAUGAGGCUAACAGACCUUGACGUGGAGCAGACCGCUUUCUUCCGAGACCUUAUUGUGCUCAGCUUUUUGAAGCCUCUUGGGGUCAUCUUCUACACGCUGUCAGGCGGUCUCAAGGCCACCUUCCUUGCGAGCUACGUCCACAGUAUCAUCAUCCACAUCGCUCUGAUGAUGUUCAUCUGGAUCGUGUACGCCACCGACUCGGACCUCGGCAGCCCGAAAGCCGUGUACAAUGCACUCAAGGCUGUAUCCAGUAAGACCAGGGACUGCCUUGACAUACCAGACGGGCAAAAGUGCGGCCCAGUUGCUGGCAACCACAAGGGGACCUACCUAACCAUGCUCUCAAAUGGAGGACUCACCUUUGGGAUCAUCAACAUCGUUGGAAACUUCGGAACGGUUUUCGUCGACAACGGCUACUGGCAGUCUGCCAUCGCAGCGCGCCCCUCCUCCUCUCACAAGGGCUACCUGCUGGGAGGCCUUGUCUGGUUCGCCGUGCCGUUCGCCCUGGCUUCCUCCCUAGGCCUCGCUGCGGUCGCGUUGGACUUGCCCCUUACGGCUGACGAGGCAAACGCGGGUCUACUUCCUCCGGCUGCCGCAAUCCAACUCAUGGGCCAGAGCGGGGCUGGCCUUCUCCUGGUCAUGCUGUUCAUGGCUGUCACUUCUGCCGGCUCCGCCGAGCUGAUCGCCGUCAGUUCCCUUAUCACGUACGACAUCUACCGGACCUACAUCAACCCCAAGGCCUCCGGAAAGCAGAUCCUGGCGGUCUCGCGUUACUGCGUCCUCGGCUUUGGGCUCUUCAUGGGAGUACUGGCGAUUGCGCUCCAAAAGGCGGGCGUUAGCUUGGGCUGGAUGUAUGAGGCCAUGGGCUGCCUCAUCGGUUCCGCCGUCUUUCCUGUCGCUUUCCUCCUCCUCUGGCGGAAGGCCAACGCUAUCGGCGCCUUGGCCGGCGCGAUCAUCGGAAUGAUUGCGGGCGUCAUCACUUGGCUCGUGGUCGCACAGGUUGACAACGGAGCCCUGAACCUGUACACGACCGGAAAGGACGGCCCCAUGCUGGCGGGUAACCUGGUGUCUAUCCUUACCGGCGGAAUUAUUCACAUCACAUCCAGCCUCAUCUGGCCCCAGAACUUCGACUGGGACAAGAUGAAGCAGAUCACCCUCGUCGAGAACGACGCCUCCGAUCUUCCCGACGACGAGUACGACCCCGCCAAGCUGGCGCACGCUAAGUGGUGGAUCAUCAAGUGGGGCUGCACCUUCAGCUUUGUCAUGCUCAUCCUGUGGCCCGUCGCAACACUCCCCGCGCGCGAGUUCGGCAUCGUCUACUGGACUUUCUGGGUCGUCAUCGUGCUCGCGUGGGGCACGAUUGCGUCAGUGGUGAUCAUCGUUCUGCCGCUGUACGAAUCCUGGGCCGGCAUCAGCCUGGUCCUCAGCGGCCUCUUUACCUCCGACGUUCUCUACAAGAAGGUCGAGGACCUGGAUGCCAAGAUCGACGCCAUCAUUCGAUCGAACCCAAGCUACGAAGCGGCGUACCUGCACCCCGGCACAAAGGAAGUUUCGCCCCCGCCCGAAGACUAG
This is a messenger RNA of Klebsormidium nitens, 1902 nucleotides long. Lineage: Eukaryota; Viridiplantae; Streptophyta; Klebsormidiophyceae; Klebsormidiales; Klebsormidiaceae. The record is from the annotation of a GenBank genome assembly.